AAUUUCUAAAUAUCUUUUGUUAAGUAAAACCAAACCAUAAAUAAUUUUGAUUUCCCUCCCAUUGUUUCAGAAUCGACAAUUAUGGAUUCAUGUGGACUGGAACCCAAUAAUAGAGAGAGUGUAUUUGGACACAAGAAUGAAUUUCUACAAAUCUUAAGGUAUUAUAAAGAUAAUGUUGCGAAGUUGAAUAGUGCAGAACUCAGGAAAGGUUCGGUGUAUGAUGCCAUGUUGGAAGCAGCAAAGCAUGGAAAUGUUGAGUUCAUAAAUGAUAUGAGGGAGGCUAACCAUGAUCUCUUAUGGGCAAUGGACAAUCAUGGAAGAGACAUAUUUUCGUAUGCCAUUCUUCAUCGCAAACACACUGUGUUCCAACUUAUGCAUUAUCUCUGUGGAAAUAAGGAUAUAAUUAACUAUUCAACAGACAAGUUUGGCAAUAACCUAUUGCACUUGGCGGCACACUUAGGACCUUUGUCUGAUCUGAAUCGCAGACCCGGUGCUGCUCUACAAAUGCAAAGAGAAAUUCAAUGGUUUGAGGCGGUGGAGGAGCUUGUGCAUGUCAAAAGCAGAGAAGCCAAAAAUGAUGAUGGUAAGAAGCCUGAAGAGAUAUUUCUUGAAACACACAAGGAGCUGAUGAAAGAAGGAGAAAAAUGGGCAAAGGAAACAGCUGGGACAUUUGCAAUUGUGGGUGGUCUCGUUAUAACUAUCAUGUUCGCUGCAGUCUUCACUGUCCCACCAUCAAGAGACUGGAAUACCGCUUCUGAUAAAGAAAAAACGGUUUACUGUGUUUAUUGUAGCUGAUGUAAUCUCUCUCUUGGCGUCUAUCAUU
Molecule: messenger RNA, 823 nt
Organism: Vigna umbellata (rice bean)
Lineage: Eukaryota; Viridiplantae; Streptophyta; Magnoliopsida; Fabales; Fabaceae
Source: RefSeq, a predicted model, not a curated record